AUGAUCAGCAAUGACUCGCUGAGGGCGAUACACGUCUCUUUGUACCGGCUGAAGAAUCUGGAAGGCAAGAACGACGAGAUAUUCGCUGAGCUUCGCAACCAAAUGGAACAUGUGCAGUACAUUACCAAUGGACAUUUGAGUCACCUAAGGUUCGAUAACCACUCCAGAUCGAACAACGACCUUGAUUCAAAAAAUAGCCUCCCUGGCAAUCCUCAUCGAAACUCGUCCUCAUUGUCCAACACCCGGAGUGACCAGAUGAGCAACGUCAGCGAUUUGACCGUUCCAAGCAUCUUCCUGCACUUUGCCCGCUUGCUGGAAGAUCCAGACUUGCUGCAACCGGCCGUCCUGAUGUCUCGCAACCGGCGCUGUCGGCUGGUCAUCGGCGUGCCAACGGUCAAACGAGCAAAGAGGUCGUACCUGGUCACGACAUUACGCUCGCUGAUCGACAACCUGCAGGACGACGAGAAGGAACAAGUGGUCAUUGUCGUUCUCAUCGCUGAGCCCGGUGUCACCAAGUUUGUCCUUCAGAUGAUGAAGAUCUUGAGGAAAGAGUUCGACGAUCCCAUCGCCAAGGGUAUGCUUGAAGUGUUGGUGCCUCCAAAAAGCUACUAUCCGAAUCUAGACGAAAUCCCGACGACGUUCAACGACAACAUGAAGCGCAUGCGGUGGAGGACCAAGCAGAAUCUGGACUAUAUUUAUCUGAUGAUGUACUGUCAGAAACGGGCCUCGUUCUACUUGCAGCUGGAGGACGACGUUGUGACGAGGAACUUCUAUUUUUCGAGAAUCUUUGAGUUCGUCCAGGCGAACGAGCAGACGCCGUGGUUCAUGUUGCAGUUCUCUUCGUUGGGCUUUAUCGGCAGGUUCUUUCGAGCCACUUCGCUACCGAAAUUGAUUGAAUUUCUCAUUCUCUUUUAUCGAGAGAAGCCAUGUGAUUGGUUAUUGGAUCAUUUCAUGUACGUGCUCUACUGUAACCCGGAGAAAUCGGCGAAACAGUGUGAGACCGUAAAGAAAAGACAUGGCUUGGUGCACAAGCCGAGUCUCUUCCAGCACAUCGGCACCUACAGUUCAUUAAAGGGCAAAACCCAGUUCCUGAAAGACCGUGAUUUCGUUGGCAUGCAAGAUUAUGUUUCUCAUACAAACCCUGCAGCAAACGUGAGCACAUCGUUGACCGGCCAUGGAUCGCACACGUUGUCAAAGGCGUACGACGGCAAGUCGUUCUUUUGGGCCUUACCUCCGCAAGCUAAUGACUGGAUCCGCUUUGAGUUGACUCCUCCAGUUCAAAUUCGUCGCCUCGAGUUUCGGUCGGGUAACCCGGAAUACCAAAGGGAUUUGUUUCACGAUGCUACCGUCGAGAUUGCGGAAGCUGGAGGUGUAGAAGCCGUCACUCAGGAAAAUUUUACAACUUUAGGUUGGUUUUCAACAUCAGGCUCAUUCUACGCCGCCGUGAACUCGCCCUCAUUGAUCCGCACCGUUCGCAUCGUGUUCCACAGCAAUUCCAGCAGUUGGCUGUUGCUGUCGGAGGUGUGGAUUGUUACCUUCGGCUCUUGA
Molecule: messenger RNA, 1548 nt
Organism: Soboliphyme baturini
Lineage: Eukaryota; Metazoa; Nematoda; Enoplea; Dioctophymatida; Soboliphymatidae
Source: the annotation of a GenBank genome assembly